Gymnogyps californianus (California condor) is the source of this 1883-nucleotide messenger RNA. It is a transcript of the gene GON7, whose product is annotated as GON7 subunit of KEOPS complex. Gene Ontology annotation, cellular component: EKC/KEOPS complex. The coding region runs from base 31 to 357 and encodes 108 amino acids. The transcript has 2 exons. NCBI's taxonomy places the organism in Eukaryota, Metazoa, Chordata, Aves, Accipitriformes, Cathartidae. The record is from RefSeq and is a predicted model, not a curated record.
GGGCACGGAUCGCGCGGCGGCGGCGGCGUGAUGGAGCUGGUGGCGGAGCUGAGGGGCCGCGACGGGCAGACGCGCUCGGUGCGGGUGCCGUGCCCGGCGGAGGAGGGUGAGGGCGGCCAGCUGCGCGGGCUGCGGCGGGGCCUGGCCGAGCUGCAGGAGCGGGUGGUGGAGCUGCUGGCGCCGCUGGUGCAGGAGGAGAGAGAGGCGGCGGGCGGCGGCAGGCCGCGCGGUGAUGUCGAGGGUGACGACGAGGAGGAGGAGGAGGAGGAGGAGGAAGGCGAAGACGAAAACAACAUCGACACGAAAGCGAGCGCCGAUGACCCACCUCCAAAGCGGACGAAAGUUCAGCAGCCCUGAUGAUGGCCUUGGAGACGGAGUUUAGGCCUAGAAAGGGACUUUCCAGCUGUAUCGACUGUAAGCGUCCCCCGGGCGCGGUGCCCCGGGCGGGGGUAGGCUGCUCUGGCCGGGCAGGCGCCUGCGUCUCUUCUGCUCAUGUUUUAGAAGUGAAAUGUCGAUCCCGACACUAUUUUAAUACGGAUGCCUUAAUGAAAGGAUGCGCCUUGAUGUUAGCAGUGUGUUGCUUACAGGGUACCAACGUUACGCUGAGAAGAAAUUUUAGUAAACUAGUUGACAAAUAUAAAACUGUUCUCACAAGUCUUCUGACUGCUACAUUUUUAAUUACUUUUUCCAAGUCACAGUAUUUCUUCAUGGGACUUAAACUUUUAAAGUAAUAAAAUCUGGAAAGAGUUAUUUUGUCAGAUAUGACCUUAAAAUGGUACAAGACAACUUGUAUUUGUAUGGAGAGGAAGCAAUAUAAGACCACUGUAGUAUUCAAAAUUAAAACACACCUGUAGGACUGCAUCCAUUCCUGAACAGUCCUACAACGGAAGAUUAUUUUUCCCUGUCAUCUAAACAAUUAAUUUUAGUCACCCAUCAAUCAAGUAUUUUCCUGGAAAAGGUCAUAGACAAAGUAGAUUAGAUUGAAAGAGUUGGGAAUCUUGGUUUCAAAAAAUCGUCAGUUUUUGUGACAGCCACGAAAGUGACAAGUUAGUGUGACUUUGAUGAUAAUUAUCUUUAAUAUUCCACAAUUCAAAAAAUGCUGUCUGUCCUAAGCCUGUUUUCUCCAAAUGUUUUGGGUUUUUUCCUCUUUUUUUCAUGCAGCAGUCAAUCUUUAUACACUUUCUUCUAUCACUGAGUUUUAUCCAGGUUGAUUUUUAGGUUCAUUUGGUAGCUAAGUCAAAUAAAGUGAACAUCACAGCUUAAUAUUCUGCCUAUGUGGAACUCUAAACAUUACCUAAAAAUAAGAAAAAAGAAAAGCAGAGUGAUUUUUUGAGAUACUUUCUAAAAACAAAACUUUGGGCUGAAACUAGGGGAAAUGUAGUAGGGUUCUACACAUGAUUGCUGUAGUUUAGUUUAGAGGGGGAGAAAGUAUAAAUAUUUGAGUAACACCUAUGAGUACAUUAUGUGUAACAGUUCUUGGCUGUAUAAACUGGCAUAACCCAGUCCCUCUGCUAAGGUAGCUUGUUCUUUCUUUUGCAGCAUGUGGAAUGUCAUUAAGGUAAUAGAUGCUUCUUGCAAGGGGAAAGUUGUCAAUGCUUCCCAUAUGUUACUUUAAUUCCCAGUUUUUGUUUGGUGCAUGCUUCUGUGAACAGGCAUAAAAUGGUCUUGAUAGCCAAUCCCCAGAGCUUACUGUGGAGCCUGAGAGUCUUCUCUAGCAGAAAUUAACUGACUGAUUUAAUAGUGUGAAAAGCUUUUUUUUUUUUUUUCCCCCCAUUUUCCUGUGUUCCGCUGGCAUAGUUUGUUUAUGUAUCGUGGAAACUGAGCAAAUCUUAAGGCUUGUGUAUGGAGGACAAAGUAUUGGAAUAAAUGAUGAAUUUCUAUGA